CACCACCCCCCCCCCUCCGCGGAGCCGACGCUCGUCAGACUGUAGCUCGGACACACACACACACAGCACCAGAGCAGACACCACACACGGCUCCCCGAACAUGGCGCUGAAUCGGAACCAUUCGCAGAACGGCGGCGUUUUGAUAAGCAACGGGGAAAGUGUUUUGAGGGAGUGUAAGAACGUGGAGCUGUCGUUCAGCGAUGUCGCGUGCAAGACGGACCUGCUGAAGGGGACCAAGAAGGGCACCGUGUACCUCACACCGUACAGGAUGCUCUUUGUGUCCAGUAACACCAAGGAUUGCCUGGGGUCAGCCAUGUUCCCCUAUUAUAUGAUGAAGGGCUGCAGCAUUGAGCAGCCAGUCUUUGCAGCAAACUACAUCAAAGGCACAGUGUCAGCCGAGCCUGGCGGUGGUUGGGAGGGCCAGGCCAAUUUCAAGAUGUCAUUCACCAGUGGAGGAGCCAUCGAAUUGGGACAGCAUCUGUUCAAACUGGCCACAAAUGCAUCUCGUGCUGGCCCUGCCCAGAAUGGUGCCGCCUCAUAUGGCUAUCCUUCACCCGGGAUGAUGAAUGGCUAUGGCCCAACUCCGCCUGCUCCUCAUGGCUAUCCGUACCCACCCCCUCCUCAGCAGAAUGGAUUCUACCAAGGGGCUCCCCCUGCUCCUGCCAACAUGGGCUAUGCCUAUCCAACAGAUGCUGCAGGAAUGUACCCAUCAGGUUUGGACUACAUGGCCCCUCCUCCCCCUUACCCCGGACCACCCCAAAAUUGGACUGCGCCCCCUCAGAACUGGACAACACCACCACAACCUCAAGGUAACUCCAAGGCGGCCGAGGCAGCAGGCAGUGCGUAUUACAACCCCAAUGAUCCACACAAUGUCUACAUGCCCAUGGAGCGGCCUCCACCAUACGCACCUUAUCCAGAACCUCCUAACAAGAAAAACAACUGAGGUUCAGUCAACAUCACUUCAAUGACACUCUUCUCUCUUCCUCCAUCUUUAUAUGUAUAUUCUAAAAGGAGUGCUGCUGAUGGUUACUUCCACGAGUAGAAUGAAGUAAAGAAAAUGCAAGUAAUCAAGCAAGCUCAAAGAUGUCAGUGAUAAUUCACCAAUUAAUUAAUGAUAUUUUGGAUACUGGAAUAGCAAACAUAACAAUCGCAUCUUUUAAAUACUGUUUAUUCCUUAUACCCAAGUUCACGUGAUAAUCAUAAAAUGAUUGGCAACUUAAAUCUCUGGCUUUUCAGAGCCUCAUUAUUAUUAUUAUUAGUAGUAACAUUCCCAGUGGUGGGAUUUAUUUUAUUUUGGUCUAGGUCUCUAGGGCGUGGAUAUGAGGGCACUGAAAUGGUCCUUAUUAAGAGCUGAAAGGAGGAGUUAGUGUGGGGAAUGUAUUUUUUAAAGACCGAUUUAUUACCAAAACAUUUUUGUAGCAGUUUCUUUUUUGAUCCUAUAGUUAUUAACAAUAGCAACUAUACUCCCUCUUAUAAGCAGUUCUAAGUAUUUUUGCUGUUUCCUUGCAAAUACCGUGUGUUUCCUAUAUAGAUUUGCUUUGAGUAUUUGUUGUCCAUAUCCAGAACAGGGUUGGAAAGUGUUUAGUACUGCAAUAUCUGGCUGAUUUUUAAUAGUCAACAUUUCCUUCAUAUAUGAUCAGUGUGAUCAUGUACUACUAUCAUUUUAAUUACAGGCUCAGUAAUUCCAUUUAUUGUAAGACCCAUAUCUCACGGCCCCCUCGUGUGAGAGGUUUUGGUAUCAGAAGGAGUGGUGUAAUGUUUAAAAAAACGGGGAUCAGAUAGAUCUCUAGAAUAACAACUCUAUGUAUGUGCAAUAUUUUACCUCACGUGAGAAGGUCAAAGGUGGUUGACCCCUUGGACUUCUAUUGUAUUCAUGUAUGCAAGUUCGAGCUGAAACCAGAACCUCUACUGUUUAAGUAAUUACACUAGUGUGGGGUUACAGGGCCACAAGGAUUAUAUUAAGGGCCCCUGAGUGUUUCGCUUGCUGUUGAAGCUUCUGAAAGCAAACCAUUUAUUCCUAAUUAAACUAGCGUGAGGCUCUGACAGGCUGUGUAAUUGCACCCCUCCCCCCCUUUACAUGUGCAUCAGUUAACACCUGUUUGAAGGACUCUUUGCACACAGUAGAAGUGGAGAAAGGAUUUUUUUGUGUUUAGGUUUUAGUUUGCUUGAGUUAAUCAAAUUUCUGUAUAUUAAUAUCUCUUUUUGCAGUUCUUAUUCCUUUUUGCAGAAUUUUGUCUUGUCAGUUAAAUUCUAAUAAAUGUGUCAUUUAUUAAAUUUCA
Molecule: messenger RNA, 2279 nt
Organism: Scophthalmus maximus (turbot)
Lineage: Eukaryota; Metazoa; Chordata; Actinopteri; Pleuronectiformes; Scophthalmidae
Gene: wbp2nl
Product: WBP2 N-terminal like
Exons: 8
Coding region: 101-943 (280 amino acids)
Biological process (GO): positive regulation of DNA-templated transcription
Cellular component (GO): nucleus
Molecular function (GO): chromatin DNA binding; transcription coactivator activity
Source: RefSeq, a predicted model, not a curated record